GCAGCGGGCAGCGGGCGCUCGGGGGGCGGGUUGGCUCACAGUUUGUGAUCUUCAGUUCAAUUCCUGUGUCAUGGAUGAAACUGCUUUGUCCCUUGGAACAAUAGAUGUUUCCUAUUUAUCCACCUCAGCAGACUGCAGCAUCAGUAGAUGUAAGCAUUCCACUGAAGAGUGGGGAGAGUGUAACUCUCGUCCCACUCUGUUCCGAUCUGCCACUUUAAGAUGGAAGGAGGCUCUGCUGAGCAGGAAAAGGCCGUUUGUGGGACGAUGUUGCUAUGUAUGCACUCCCCAGAGCCGGGAUAACUUCUUCAAUUCUAGUAUUCCUUCUUUGGGUCUACGUAAUGUCAUAUAUAUCAAUGAAACACAUACCAGGUACAGAGGCUGGCUUGCGAGACGCUUUUGCUACGUCCUUUUUGUGCAAGAGAGAGAUGUUCAUAAGGGUAUGUUUGCCAAGAAUCUGACAGAAAAUGUGCUGAAUAGCAGCAGAGUCCAGAAGGCCAUUGUAGAUGAAGCUUCUGAGCCAAGUACUCCAGGCACUUUUGUUCAGACAGAUCCUAAAGCUAUCAACAAAGUGAAGAAAAAAGCUAGGAAAAUUCUCCAGGAGAUGGUAGCAAACGUGUCCCCUGCUUUAAUCAGGUUGACUGGCUGGGUGUUACUGAAGUUGUUUAACAGCUUCUUCUGGAAUAUCCAGAUCCACAGAGGUCAAAUUGAAAUGGUCAAAGCAGCAACAGAGAUGAAUUUGCCUCUUAUCUUUUUGCCUGUUCACAAAUCCCACAUCGACUAUCUGCUGCUUACAUUCAUUCUUUUCUGCCAUAACAUCAAAGCACCCUACAUAGCUGCAGGGAACAAUCUCAACAUCCCCAUCUUCAGCACAUUGAUCCGCAAGCUGGGAGGAUUUUUCAUUCGUCGGAAGUUGGAUCAGAACCCUGACGGUCGUAAGGAUUUCCUGUACAGAGCUUUGCUCUAUGUGCACAUAGAAGAACUGUUGAGACAGCAGCAGUUUCUAGAAAUAUUCUUGGAAGGCACACGGUCUCGAAGUGGAAAGACAUCUGGAGCUAGAGCAGGUCUCCUGUCAGUGGUGGUGGAUGCUCUCUUCUCAAAUGCUACUCCUGAUGUCCUAAUUAUACCUGUGGGAAUCUCCUAUGAUCGCAUAAUUGAAGGUCACUAUAACAGUGAGCAGCUGGGCAAGCCUAAGAAGAAUGAAAGUCUUUGGAGUAUAGCUAGAGGAGUCUUCAGAAUGCUGCGGAAGAAUUAUGGGUGUGUCAGAGUAGAUUUUGCACAACCAUUUUCCUUAAGAGAAUAUGUAAACAGCCAAAGCCAAAAACCUGUGCCUGCUCCUUUUUCUUUGGAACAAGCUUUGUUACCAGCUAUACUUCCAUCAAGACCUAAUGAUACUGUGGAUGAAGGUGCAGAAGCCUCACUGCCCAACUCCAGGGAUAUCACCAGUGAACCCUUCAGAAGAGAGCUGAUAUCCAACUUGGCUGAGCACAUUCUGUUCACUGCUGACAAGUCCUGUGCUGUGAUGUCUACCCACAUUGUUGCCUGUUUGUUGCUGUACAGACACAGGCAGGGAACUGAUCUUUCCAGACUGGUAGAAGAUUUCUUCUCUAUGAAGGAGGAGGUCCUAGCCCGUGACUUUGACUUGGGAUUUUCAGGGAACUCAGAUGAUGUUGUCAUGCAUGCCAUCCACUUGUUGGGGAACUGUGUAAAUAUCACAAACACGAGCAGAAACAAUGAGUUCUUCGUCACUCCCAGCAUCACAAUACCUGCUGUCUUUGAGCUCAACUUCUACAGCAAUGGAAUACUUCAUGUAUUCAUUAAAGAGGCUGUUAUUGCCUGCAGUCUUCACGCGAUUCAGAGCAGGAGGUACAGAAAUGGUACCAGUGGUGCUUCUCCCAGUUUAAUCAGUCAAGAGCACCUGGUCAGAAAAGCUGCCAGCUUGUGCUACUUGCUUUCCAAUGAAUUCUCUGUGUCUUUGCCUUGCCAGGUGAUCUAUCAAGUUUGCCACGAGUCUGUGGAAAGGCUGAUCCAGUAUGGCAUUCUCCUGGUGGCUGAGGAUGAUCAGGAGGAUGUUAGCCCCAGUCUUACAGAACAGCAGUGGAAUAAAAAACUCCCUGAGCCAUUAUCUUGGAGAAGUGAUGAGGAAGAUGAAGACAGUGAUUUUGGAGAGGAGCAGAGAGAUUGCUACCUGAAGGUGAGCCAGUCUCAGGAGCACCAGCAGUACAUCACUUUCCUGCAGAGGUUACUGGGACCAUUACUGGAGGCAUACAGCUCUGCUGUCAUCUUUGUGCACAAUUUUAGUGGUCCUGUUUUAGAGUCUGAAUAUAUUCAGAAGCUACACAGGCACUUAAUAAGCAGGACAGAGAGGAAUGUUGCUGUGUAUGCUGAGAGUGCUACCUACAGUCAUGUGAAAAAUGCAGUGAAAGUCUUCAAGGAAAUUGGAGUUUUCAAGCAGACUCAGCAGAGGAAAGACACCAUUUUGGAACUUGGCACUACGUUCCUACCUCAGAGCAACAGGCAGAAACUGCUGGAAUUUGUCAUGAGCUUCAUGGUGUUAUAGACCACACACAGCACCUUUGUCCAGGGACACGAGGACAGGUUUUGAGACUGUGGCAAAGCCUGGGGACAUUUGCUAAUCCUUCAAACUGUAAGGUGCCACUGUCUGGGUAAGGCCUUCUCUGACUUGAACUACUGGAAGACAAGUGCCUUCUUACGUGUGCAUUUAUGGGUUUCUUACAGUCCCAGUCACGUUGUAAUACAGCGAUACUCAGAUGACACUUUCGAUACAAGCAAUUUAACUUGUUGCAAAAAAUGAGAUAAAUUAUUAGACUUAGAUGUAAAAAAAAAAAAAAUUUUAUCAGUGUUACAUUUUAAAUAAACUUUUAAAGACUGUAA
Molecule: messenger RNA, 2892 nt
Organism: Agelaius phoeniceus (red-winged blackbird)
Lineage: Eukaryota; Metazoa; Chordata; Aves; Passeriformes; Icteridae
Gene: GPAM
Product: glycerol-3-phosphate acyltransferase, mitochondrial
Biological process (GO): phospholipid biosynthetic process; fatty acid metabolic process; glycerol-3-phosphate metabolic process
Cellular component (GO): mitochondrial membrane; plasma membrane
Molecular function (GO): glycerol-3-phosphate O-acyltransferase activity
Source: RefSeq, a predicted model, not a curated record